CCUCUCAACCGUUCAGUUGUCUCUCUCUCUGCGCUGCACCUGCGCUGCUCUCUUAUUCCCUCUCCCAGUGAUAUCGAUAAACGCACUAAAUCCACCGAUCAUCUAGUUGCCAAGAUGUCAUACGCAGCGGAGCGAGCAUUAUCCUUUCUGUAUCCUCUGGCGAUCGUGUCCUCGCUAAUCUGCUGCAUCACAUCGGCGGUGGCCUGGACACACUGGCGGUACGUCCUGAAUGCCUGUCCGGACACCAAUUGCGGAUGUGUGCUCCACAGCAGGAGCACGUACAACAGCUUCGAGGGCGGGAACAUCGCCUAUUGCCACUACGCCACCUAUGGACUGCUGCUGCCGCUGAUCUUCGCCGUGGUGCUGGGCAUCUAUCAUGGAUAUCGGAUGUGCAUUGGGCGUGGCAAGCCCAAGGCGGGCACAGCCACCAUCCGGCAGCGUUCUGGAGACAUGAUGGUGGUGACCACCGAGUCUGAACUAACUCCCGAUGGCCUAUCUCCUUACUAUUGGCUCCCUGCCACCGUAAUCUCAGUUAUCAUGGCCAUAUACCAACUGAUUUACUCUGCCAUAUUUACGGACGGUUUCGAGGUGACCUGCAAACAGUACAGGGAAUCACUUUUGAAGGAAAUCCAGGGCGUGGGCAACAUAGUGCCCGUGAUCAAAGGACGAUUGUCCUGUGCUGCUGUCUUUGAUUUUAUGGACUAUUUGGUGGAGAGUGUAUCCUACGAAAGGAGGCGUUAUGGACGUAUUAAUACCGCGGCAUGCCUUUAUUUCACUCUGGUUUUCGCCUGGAUAGCUCUGUUCGCCUGGUUGAUCAUUUGUGUCAUCAAUAUCUUCAACCUGCGACGCACAAAAGCCGCUAGAGUUUGAAAAUGCCAGGCAUUGGAUUAACAGGAGCUGGAAAAUCCUGCCCACAUUCAAUUGGAAUGCAUACAAUAAGAAAUUCCCCACGCACAUUCGCCUUAUAUUUAAUCGUAGCCUUACGAAGCGCCACUUAUUUAUUAGUAAUCACACAAUUACGUCCACGGUUCAAGCCGCCAUCAAAACACAUUGUACAAAAAAAUGUAUGAACAACGAACGAUUAAUUAAAUCACGAUAUAAUUCUUAA
This is a messenger RNA of Drosophila elegans, 1108 nucleotides long. RefSeq lists its product as uncharacterized. The transcript is spliced from 4 exons. Lineage: Eukaryota; Metazoa; Arthropoda; Insecta; Diptera; Drosophilidae. Bases 115 to 870 code for a protein of 251 amino acids. The record is from RefSeq and is a predicted model, not a curated record.